CUCUGGAGUGGCAAAUGUAUCAGAUGGCUCCCUCUUUGUGGCCGCCUUGCGGGAUCCAGCUGUCAAACGUAUCGUUCUCACAUCUCCACUGGUCGAUGUCCCGCCUGACACCUGGGAGGCGGUCGGCGGCAACCUGCCCAUCCCCAUUACCCGCAAUUUGACGUUGGAAGGAGACGAGGCGGACUGGCCGCUCCUGCGCCUUCACUACGUGAGGGACGUGGUUCGGCUCAUGGACACGGUCAUCUGGGCUAUCCGCUUCCUGUUCCUGGACAGCGCAAACGGAGACAACAUCUAUCGUGAUCAGGGCAAGCGACGGCCCCAUCAGUUUAUAGCACGUUCAGCCAUGCAUGGCAAACUGAUUGACCGGUGUUGCGCAGGCUUUUCCUUCCUGGCUCCCACGUUGCCAAACCAAGAGUCAGAAAUGCAGUAUGGGCCAGCAGCCAUGUCAAUGAGGUUCUGCUUCCCAUCCAAACUGAAGCUACAAACCGUUAAGGCAGUCGAGAGGCCGGCGAAAUACCCGAAUGCCAAACAGCUAAUGGUGCUGAAUUACCACUAUCCGGAGGCCUGCGUGGCAGCUUACUUGCCUACAGGUCACAAGUUGUUGUUACAGAGUGGGAGGCUUCUGGGUUCUGGGUCUCCAAUCAAACACAUUUGGAUUGUCGUAUCUAGGAUUGAACUCCAUACACACUAUGACGACGGGUGA
This is a messenger RNA of Volvox carteri f. nagariensis, 703 nucleotides long. RefSeq lists its product as uncharacterized. The record is from RefSeq and is a predicted model, not a curated record. The annotation marks the transcript as partial. The transcript is spliced from 5 exons. NCBI's taxonomy places the organism in Eukaryota, Viridiplantae, Chlorophyta, Chlorophyceae, Chlamydomonadales, Volvocaceae.